GUUGAGUUGUUACACAACUUCAGCAGCCUGCACUCCAAACUAGAGUUGAGCUGACAGCCAUGAAUCCUCCAGGUCACCCAGCUGAGAAUGUUCCACUGGAGGGGAGGUAUGAUGGGCUCCCUGGAGGAUCUACAGUGAUUCAGUACACCACUGUGAACAUGACCCCUGAGCCCCCCAAGGACCACAUCAUCUGGUCCCUCUGCUGCUUUCUCUACUCAAACCCCUGCUGCCUCGGGCUGGCGGCUCUCAUCUUCUCCAUCAAGGCCAGAGACCGGAAGGUGGCUGGAGAUCUGGAGGGUGCCCGACACUACGGCUCCACUGCCCUCUGCCUCAACAUCUGGGCCACAGUCCUGGUUUCCAUCAGUGUCCUUAUUACCAUUAUUACAACGAUUGUUCUGAUUGUACAGUUGUUCAGUUACAGCAGUUACCCAUACAAUUCCAGAGGCUAAAUUUGAAAUGCAGUAGUAUUAAAGUUGCUGCUGCUGUGGCUUGGUGAUACUUGUGUUUCACUGCUUUCCGCUCAUGGCAUAAUUUCUAACCUUUUAUACCUUUUUACUUACUGUACAUCCUGGAGCAAAAGAGAUACUAUAUUUCUAUUUGUGUUACAAAGACUAAAAUGGAACUCAUCCAUGUUUCAUUAACUGCUGUCUGCAGUCAAGUUUGAAUGCCAGACUUUUUUUUUAUUAAAUUGAGAUUUCCUGUCUGCCUGGUCUUCGUCUCAGCAAUUGUUUUAAGUUUCGUUUUUCAAUAAACAAAAGUUUCAUAGUGUUUCAUAA
Molecule: messenger RNA, 776 nt
Organism: Perca flavescens (yellow perch)
Lineage: Eukaryota; Metazoa; Chordata; Actinopteri; Perciformes; Percidae
Product: dispanin subfamily A member 2b-like
Exons: 2
Coding region: 60-449 (129 amino acids)
Cellular component (GO): plasma membrane
Source: RefSeq, a predicted model, not a curated record